CAUAUUUGUUUGAUCAGACACCACUGAAAAUCGUAUAAAAACGCGAAGUUAAAGUUACAUUUUAUCAAACAAGUUCAUCUUAUUCUUUCAACAAGUUUGUGAAAAGACAAAAUGAAUAAUCUUCUUAUUUUUUUCACCUUAACGGUCGUUGCAUUCACUGCAAUAGAUCAAACUGAUGCUACUUUCCCAAUGGGAAUGUCACCAGUCAAAAUAAACAUGAAACUGACAAACCCUAUGAAAAUGUUUUCUAGAAAGCCUGCAGCUACCCCAUCAUCAGAGUCAAAAUCUGAAGCUGAGUCUGCUGCAAAUACUGGGAACAAAAGCAAUACCGCUUCUGCAUCUGACAGUGAAGAUUCAAACACGGAAAGCGAUGGCAACCCUAUGGAUGAGUAUGAUGAUACAGAUGACGACAAAGAUUCAUCGGACUUAGGACCAUCUCCAACUAGGUCAGAUUCUGCUGCGGCCUCAUCGAGAUCAUCUUCCAGCUCAGGAACAGGUUCAACCAGCAACUCUGACUCUUCAUCACAAGCAGAAUCGUCAACAACUGGUUCAACAUCAUUCUCUAAUGCAAGUGACUCAUCAGGAUCAUCAUCUGGUUCAGGAUCAUCAACUGGUUCACCUAACAACACUGGUUCAUCAUCAUCAUCAGGAACUGGCUCAGGAUCAUCAUCUGCUGCUGGUGCUUCAGGUGCUUCAUCAGGUUCUGCUGCUGCUGCUUCUUCAGGUGCCUCAUCAGGUUCAUCAUCUGGUUCAGGAUCAUCAACUGGUUCACCUAACAACACUGGUUCAUCAUCAUCAUCAGGAACUGGCUCAGGAUCAUCAUCUGCUGCUGGUGCUUCAGGUGCUUCAUCAGGUUCUGCUGCUGCUGCUUCUUUAGGUGCCUCAUCAGGAUCAUCAUCUGGUUCAGGAUCAUCAACUGGUUCACCUAACAACACUGGUUCAUCAUCAUCAUCAGGAACUGGCUCAGGAUCAUCAUCUGCUGCUGGUGCUUCAGGUGCUUCAUCAGGUUCUGCUGCUGCUGCUUCUUCAGGUGCCUCAUCAGGUUCAUCAUCUGGUUCAGGAUCAUCAACUGGUUCACCUAACAACACUGGUUCAUCAUCAUCAUCAGGAACUGGCUCAGGAUCAUCAUCUGCUGCUGGUGCUUCAGGUGCUUCAUCAGGUUCUGCUGCUGCUUCUUCAGGUGCCUCAUCAGGUUCAUCAUCUGGUUCAGGAUCAUCAACUGGUUCACCUAACAACACUGGUUCAUCAUCAUCAUCAGGAACUGGCUCAGGAUCAUCAUCUGCUGCUGGUGCUUCAGGUGCUUCAUCAGGUUCUGCUGCUGCUUCUUCUUCAGGUGCCUCAUCAGGUUCAUCAUCUGGUUCAGGAUCAUCAUUUGGUUCAGGAUCAUCAACUGGUUCACCUAACAACACUGGUUCAUCAUCAUCAUCAGGAACUGGCUCAGGAUCAUCAUCUGCUGCUGGUGCUUCAGGUGCUUCAUCAGGUUCUGCUGCUGCUCUUCCAGGUGCCUCAUCAGGUUCAUCAUCUGGUUCAGGAUCAUCAACUGGUUCACCUAACAACACUGGUUCAUCAUCAUCAUCAGGAACUGGCUCAGGAUCAUCAUCUGCUGCUGGUGCUUCAGGUGCUUCAUCAGGUUCUGCUGCUGCUUCUUCAGGUGCCUCAUCAGGUUCAUCAUCUGGUUCAGGAUCAUCAACUGGUUCACCUAACAACACUGGUUCAUCAUCAUCAUCAGGAACUGGCUCAGGAUCAUCAUCUGCUGCUGGUGCUUCAGGUGCUUCAUCAGGUUCUGCUGCUGCUGCUUCUUCAGGUGCCUCAUCAGGUUCAUCAUCUGGUUCAGGAUCAUCAACUGGUUCACCUAACAACACUGGUUCAUCAUCAUCAUCAGGAACUGGCUCAGGAUCAUCAUCUGCUGCUGGUGCUUCAGGUGCUUCAUCAGGUUCUGCUGCUGCUGCUUCUUCAGGUGCCUCAUCAGGUUCAUCAUCUGGUUCAGGAUCAUCAUCUGGUUCAGGAUCAUCAACUGGUUCACCUAACAACACUGGUUCAUCAUCAUCAUCAGGAACUGGCUCAGGAUCAUCAUCUGCUGCUGGUGCUUCAGGUGCUUCAUCAGGUUCUGCUGCUGCUGCUUCUUCAGGUGCCGCAUCAGGUUCAUCAUCUGGUUCAGGAUCAUCAUCUGGUUCAGGAUCAUCAACUGGUUCAUCAUCAUCAUCAGGAACUGGCUCAGGAUCAUCAUCUGCUGCUGGUGCUUCAGGUGCUUCAUCAGGUUCUGCUGCUGCUACUUCUUCAGGUGCCGCAUCAGGUUCAUCAUCUGGUUCAGGAUCAUCAUCUGGUUCAAAAUCAUCAACUGGUUCACCUAACAACACUGGUUCAUCAUCAUCAUCAGGAACUGGCUCAGGAUCAUCAUCUGCUGCUGGUGCUUCAGGUGCUUCAUCAGGUUCUGCUGCUGCUGCUUCUUCAGGUGCCUCAUCAGGUUCAUCAUCUGGUUCAGGAUCAUCAACUGGUUCACCUAACAACACUGGUUCAUCAUCAUCAUCAGGAACUGGCUCAGGAUCAUCAUCUGCUGCUGGUGCUUCAGGUGCUUCAUCAGGUUCAUCAUCUGGUUCAGGAUCAUCAACUGGUUCACCUAACAACACUGGUUCAUCAUCAUCAUCAGGAACUGGCUCAGGAUCAUCAUCUGCUGCUGCUUCUUCAGGUGCUUCAUCAGGUUCUGCUGCUGCUGCUUCUUCAGGUGCCUCAUCAGGUUCAUCAUCUGGUUCAGGAUCAUCAACUGGUUCACCUAACAACACUGGUUCAUCAUCAUCAUCAGGAACUGGCUCAGGAUCAUCAUCUGCUGCUGGUGCUUCAGGUGCUUCAUCAGGUUCUGCUGCUGCUGCUUCUUCAGGUGCCUCAUCAGGUUCAUCAUCUGGUUCAGGAUCAUCAACUGGUUCACCUAACAACACUGGUUCAUCAUCAUCAUCAGGAACUGGCUCAGGAUCAUCAUCUGCUGGUGCUUCAGGUGCUUCAUCAGGUUCUGCUGCUGCUGCUUCUUCAGGUGCCUCAUCAGGUUCAUCAUCUGGUUCAGGAUCAUCAACUGGUUCAUCAUCAUCAUCAGGAACUGGCUCAGGAUCAUCAUCUGCUGCUGGUGCUUCAGGUGCUUCAUCAGGUUCUGCUGCUGCUGCUUCUUCAGGUGCCUCAUCAGGUUCAUCAUCUGGUUCAGGAUCAUCAACUGGUUCAUCAUCAUCAUCAGGAACUGGCUCAGGAUCAUCAUCUGCUGCUGCUUCUUCAGGUGCUUCAUCAGGUUCUGCUGCUGCUGCUUCUUCAGGUGCCUCAUCAGGUUCAUCAUCUGGUUCAGGAUCAUCAACUGGUUCACCUAACAACACUGGUUCAUCAUCAUCAUCAGGAACUGGCUCAGGAUCAUCAUCUGCUGCUGGUGCUUCAGGUGCUUCAUCAGGUUCUGCUGCUGCUGCUUCUUCAGGUGCCUCAUCAGGUUCAUCAUCUGGUUCAGGAUCAUCAACUGGUUCACCUAACAACACUGGUUCAUCAUCAUCAGGAACUGGCUCAGGAUCAUCAUCUGCUGCUGGUGCUUCAGGUGCUUCAUCAGGUUCUGCUGCUGCCUUCCAGGUGCCAUCAUCAUCAGGAACUGGCUCAGGAUCAUCAUCUGCUGCUGGUGCUUCAGGUGCUUCAUCAGGUUCUGCUGCUGCUGCUUCUUCAGGUGCCUCAUCAGGUUCAUCAUCUGGUUCAGGAUCAUCAACUGGUUCACCUAACAACACUGGUUCAUCAUCAUCAUCAGGAACUGGCUCAGGAUCAUCAUCUGCUGCUGGUGCUUCAGGUGCUUCAUCAGGUUCUGCUGCUGCUGCUUCUUCAGGUGCCUCAUCAGGUUCAUCAUCUGGCUCAGGAUCAUCAUCUGCUGCUGGUGCUUCAGGUGCUUCAUCAGGUUCUGCUGCUGCUGCUUCUUCAGGUGCCUCAUCAGGUUCAUCAUCUGGCUCAGGAUCAUCAUCUGCUGCUGGUGCUUUAGGUGCUUCAUCAGGUUCUGCUGCUGCUGCUUCUUCAGGUGCCUCAUCAGGUUCAUCAUCUGGUUCAGGAUCAUCAACUGGUUCAUCAGGUCUCGCUGCUGCUGCUUCUUCAGGUGCCCUCACAGGUUCAUCAUCUGGUUCAGGAUCAUCAACUGGUUCACCUAACAACACUGGUUCAUCAUCAUCAUCAGGAACUGGCUCAGGAUCAUCAUCUGCUGCUGGUGCUUCAGGUGCUUCAUCAGGUUCUGCUGCUGCUGCUUCUUCAGGUGCCUCAUCAGGUUCAUCAUCUGGUUCAGGAUCAUCAACUGGUUCAUCAUCAUCAUCAGGAACUGGCUCAGGAUCAUCAUCUGCUGCUGGUGCUUCAGGUGCUUCAUCAGGUUCUGCUGCUGCUGCUUCUUCAGGUGCCUCAUCAGGUUCAUCAUCUGGUUCAGGAUCAUCAACUGGUUCACCUAACAACACUGGUUCAUCAUCAUCAUCAGGAACUGGCUCAGGAUCAUCAUCUGCUGCUGCUUCUUCAGGUGCUUCAUCAGGUUCAUCAUCUGGUUCAGGAUCGUUUUAUAAUGAAGCUGGUCAAAAAUGUGUUUGUUAUGCAUAAUAUCUUGAUAUCGAUGAUUGCUAAUCUCGUUUCGAAUUUAAAUAAAUUUUAUUGCAAUUAAUUGA
Molecule: messenger RNA, 4646 nt
Organism: Panonychus citri (citrus red mite)
Lineage: Eukaryota; Metazoa; Arthropoda; Arachnida; Trombidiformes; Tetranychidae
Product: fibroin heavy chain-like
Exons: 4
Coding region: 112-4581 (1489 amino acids)
Source: RefSeq, a predicted model, not a curated record